UCUGUGACAAUGGUGCUUCUACAUGUGCUCCAAACGACAAGAAAAAUAACAGACAACUCAUCAUUGCGAUAGCCGUUCCAAUAGCUGUAGCUACUCUACUGUUUGUGGCAGCAAUUAUCAUCCUUCAUAGAAGGAGAAUUAAACAAGAUACAUGGAUGGCAAAUAGCGCAAGGCUUAAUAGCCCCAGGGACAGGGAAAGGUCGAACCUGUUUGAGAAUAGACAGUUCAGCUACAAAGAGCUGAAGCUCAUCACAGCUAACUUCAAGGAAGAAGUAGGGCGAGGAGGAUUUGGUGCUGUGUUUCUAGGCUAUUUGGAGAAUGGAAGCCCAGUUGCUGUGAAGAUCCGUUCAAAAACAUCAUCUCAAGGGGACAGGGAGUUUCUAUCUGAGGCCCAACACUUAAGUCGAGUUCACCACAGGAACCUGGUUUCCUUGAUUGGUUAUUGCAAGGACAAGAAACAACUGGCCCUUGUCUAUGAAUAUAUGCAUGGUGGAGACCUAGAGGAUCGUCUAAGAGGAGAGGUCUCUAUUGCUACGCCCCUCAGUUGGCACCGGCGUCUCAAGAUUGCUCUCGACUCUGCCCAUGGAUUGGAGUAUCUACAUAAGUCCUGCCAACCGCCACUGAUCCAUAGGGAUGUGAAAACAAAGAACAUCCUGCUAUCUGCUGACCUAGAUGCAAAGAUAUCUGACUUUGGCCUGACCAAGGUGUUCGCAGAUGAGUUCAUGACCCAUAUUACUACCCAACCAGCAGGCACCCUGGGGUAUCUUGACCCUGAAUACUAUAAUACAUCCCGGCUCAGUGAGAAGAGUGACGUGUAUAGUUUUGGAGUUGUACUACUGGAGCUUAUAACCGGUCAGUCGCCGGCGGUCGCCAUUACUGACACUGAGAGUAUCCAUAUAGCACAGUGGGUGCGCCAAAAGCUCUCCGAGGGUAACAUCGAGAGCAUUGCAGACUCAAAGAUGGGGAGGGAGUAUGAUGUCAACUCAGUCUGGAAGGUUACAGAGCUGGCACUGCACUGCAAAGAACAACCAUCACGGGAACGACCAACGAUGACAGAUGUUGUGGCUGAGCUCAAGGAAUGCUUGGAGCUGGAGGUGUCUCGUCGAAUGGGCAAUUACAACUCAGUCACUAGCGGCACAAGUAAUCUCAGUGCAACAAGAGCUGACUCGCACAACGAUGCUCAAGCAAAUGAUCUGAAACAGCAAAGUGUGCUUGAGUUGGGGCAGGUUGGCGAUACAUCGUCGACUCACAUAGGUCCGGCACCAAGAUGAGACCAACAGUCUAAUUUUGUAUGGUUUUAGAGUCUCGGGUUUGUAUAUAAGUUUGGUAUGCAUCAGAAACUUUAGUCCUGUAUUUGUAGCAAGUAACUGAUGAGGAACUAAAGUUGGAUCUAUGUGGACUAUAUAAUUAGGAUGUGAGCUUGGUGUGAGAACUGAAUGGAAGGUAUU
Triticum dicoccoides is the source of this 1448-nucleotide messenger RNA. RefSeq names its product probable LRR receptor-like serine/threonine-protein kinase At2g28960. The record is from RefSeq and is a predicted model, not a curated record. Gene Ontology annotation, biological process: protein phosphorylation. The transcript has 5 exons. The coding region runs from base 156 to 1271 and encodes 371 amino acids. Lineage: Eukaryota; Viridiplantae; Streptophyta; Magnoliopsida; Poales; Poaceae. Gene Ontology annotation, molecular function: ATP binding; protein kinase activity.